AUGGAUGUCGCUGAGACCACUGAACCGAUCACCCAAGCUGGGGUCGAUCUGUCCAGAGUCAUUGGCGACGUAGACAUCUCUCUAGACUCCCUCGGCGACGAUGGGAGAUCUAGCAGUCUGAGUGAGAUCGAUGACGUCUCGGAUAACGAGCCCUCCGAUGACGAGCUACCACCACCCCAACGGUCUGUACCAGAAGAGGUAGAUUCCGAAGCCGAAACCGAACGGUUAGAAGACUCCCCAAAUAACCACCGAUUACAAUCAAACAUAAAAUUGACCGGGGCGAGCCGCUUUGAAAGCAGUCCCAGCAAACUCGCGCAAUCUACCACCUAUGACGAAAUGGAAGAAGAUGAUGAGAACGAAUUGACCGAGACUCCGAGCAAGACCCGUCGGUCAUCGAAAACCAAUGGUGCUUCCGACCAUAUAGAAACGCCGGUCCUUGAUGCGGAAAGUCCUAAUUCACACGCAGACGUGGCAGGCAAAAAGCGCAAACGCCCGCCAGCGAAUGACGAUGUUGACACGGAAAUGGGUGAAGAUGACGAACCGUUACGCAAGCGCCGAGGCUCUGUUGGUGUCGAUGAAAUCCAAGAUGAAGCCAGUGCUGAUGCUCUGACAACGCGCGAAGAAACCGAAGAAGUCGGUCAACACGAUGCAUCCGGAAAGGGAACUCCACUCGAUGAAGCACAAGACUCUGCUACUCCUGCCGCCGCAACUCGGGGCGCCAAGCGCGGUGUGAAGAAGGGUAAGCGAAAAGGCAGAAGGGCGCGAGAUACCGACGAAGACCUGGAGAAUGGAGCUGAAAAUACCGAGGAUCAGUUGCAAGACGACGAGGAAACAGGCGACGUAGCUGACGAUGCUAACGAUGCUGACGCCACUGCUAAAUCAGAAGAAGAAUUGGCUAGAAAAGUUGCAGCGAUUGACGCUCUCGCGGUUUUGGAAAAAGAAUUCGCGACACUGCGGGAAAAAAUAUACGAUGAAAAAAUUGCCAAGAUUGAUCGCGAACUAGAACAACUUACAAGUCCAGAACCAACGCAUCCAGAACUUGUGCGCCAGCUUGAAUGUCUACAGCGACAUCGCGACAAGAAAAUCAACUAUGAGCAUACGCUGUAUCAGUAUCGCAUGCAGUCGCUCAUGAGUCGGAGUCUUGCCGAUCGCGCUCAAAUCCACAGCACGUACUUUCAGCGCAUCCGAGAUACGCGAGAGAAGCACUCUACUGCUGUUAGCAAGCAAUUCUAUGCUAUCCAGCAUGAUCGCUUCAAGACCGAAGAGCUUGGCGCUCAUCAUUAUAUUCCCUUCCCUACCAGACGAUCUCAGCAAAUAUCGCAACAAGCCGCAUACAACCAAGAAGUAUCAGUCAUGGCUGGAGUUGCAAAGUAUGUUGGCUUUCCUGCAGCGCCAACCCUGUCUGCAGCUCGUACGACUGAAAUCGACGAUGACUUUGAGAAAAUGGGCAUUUCCAUUGAACACCGCCCGGUUGUGGCUCCGCAAUCUGGAAUACGAGGAGGCAUUUCUUCCGAUCCGCCCCGCUAUACAACGGCUGAAGAAAGCCAUCACGAACAACAGCCUAUCUGGGCUAAUCCUCAAUACGUGCAAGCGAAUCGGCCUGCACAUCUGGCCAAUUCGACAUCUUUCACAACACCAGCAGCACAGAAGCGUGUUAUAGAUAUCAACGCACCAAAUGGAUCUGCAUCUACUAUAGCAGACAAUGCGUCCGCUGCAAACUCUUCGACAGCCAACACUCCAUAUGGAAUGGAACAGGAUCAUAGACAACAGGGUGUUCAUUCUGGCACCGUCGACUUUGAUGCCUUGGACAGGAAGUCUGGCUUCAGAUCUCAAAGCUCGUCUCCACUCGAUGUCCGCAAGGUGCCAUCCGGUAACCCAAGUCAUUUAUUUGAAGCCAGACAUGAAGCUCCCACCCGAAACCCAGCUUACUCUCCUCCCCGAUUUGGCUUAUUUGGUACUUCGAAAAGAGAAUCCUCCCCUCCACUGUCUACUUCCAAUAAACCAUUGGGUGGCAUUCAUUCUUCCGGGCUCAUGACUGGAUCAGGGCCCAGUCGGAUGAUCGCGCGGUGA
This is a messenger RNA of Talaromyces amestolkiae, 2070 nucleotides long. RefSeq lists its product as uncharacterized. Gene Ontology annotation, biological process: negative regulation of transcription by RNA polymerase II. NCBI's taxonomy places the organism in Eukaryota, Fungi, Ascomycota, Eurotiomycetes, Eurotiales, Trichocomaceae. Gene Ontology annotation, cellular component: Sin3-type complex. The record is from RefSeq and is a predicted model, not a curated record. Gene Ontology annotation, molecular function: histone deacetylase binding. The transcript is spliced from 4 exons. Bases 1 to 2070 code for a protein of 689 amino acids.